AAACUCAAGGAACCUAAUCUGGGAUCUACUUUUUCUAUGAAAACUUCAAGGAGAGUCCAUCACAGAUAAGAUAAUGCACCCUUUGCCAACAAAGGCAGGAGCUUUAAAGGGAGUGGUUUGCACAGCUGUGGGACAGCAUUGUUGUUCAGACACCUCCGAGUGUUUGUUUGUUGCUCCGUCUGCAAGCAUGGCCACAGACUUUUCCAGGAAUGCAGAGGAGAGGCCGGAGCCUCAAAAGGCAGAAAUAAUAGGGAACAUUCCCAGUUGGUUACAGGGCACACUGCUGCGAAAUGGCCCCGGCCUCUUCUCUGUGGGGGAAACCAGUUACCAGCACUGGUUUGAUGGGAUGGCAAUCAUCCACAGCUUUGCCUUCAAAGACGGUGAAUUGACCCACAGAAGCAGAUUCCUCCAGAGUGACACCUAUAAAGCCAACAUGGCUGCAAACAGGAUAGUUGUGUCGGAAAUGGGCACAAUGGCUUACCCAGACCCGAGCAAGAACUUCAUUUUCAAAGCAAUCACCUUUCUCAACCACACAGUGCCUGACUUCACUGACAACGGCGCGAGCAAUAUCAUCAAAUAUGGAAACGACUACUACGCCACCUCUGAAACCAACUACAUUCGCAAGAUUGAUCCUGUAACACUGGAGACUCUGGACAAGGUGGACUACUUGAAGUUCCUGCCUGUGAACUUGGCCUCAUCCCAUCCACACUACGACAAGGAGGGCAAUGCCUACAACUUUGGAACGGCAAUAGCCGAGAGGGGAAAGACGAAAUACACUCUGUUCAAAGUCCCUGCAGCUUCAGAGGAAGUGGACGUAAGAAAGCCCGUUCUGAAGAGCGCGGAGGUGUUCUGCACAGUUCCCUGCCGCUCCCUGCUCACACCGAGCUACUACCACAGUUUUGGCAUGACGGACAACUACUUCAUCUUCAUCGAGCAGCCUUUCAAACUGGACAUCGCCCGGAUGGCCACUGCAUACAUGAGGAGAGUCAGCUGGGCCAGCUGUAUGAAGUUCUGCCCUGAGGAAAAUACUCUGAUCCACCUGAUAAACCGACAGACGCGCAAAGUGGUCGAGACAAAAUACUACACUGGACCAAUGGUCGUCUACCAUCACGUGAACGCUUUCGAAGAGGACGGUCACGUGAUCUUUGAUGUCAUCGCCUACAAUGACAACAGCCUUUAUGAUAUGUUCUACCUGAGCAAGCUGAAGGACAACGCCGGCUUCCAGGACAACAAGUAUUUCAAGCCAAGCUACCGGAGAUUCGUGCUUCCCACCUACUCGGACAAGGAUGUUGCCAUUGGCGAGGACUUGGUGAAACUCAAGUACACCACAGCCAGCGCAGUGAAGGAGAAAGACGGCAAACUCCUGUGCCAGGCAGAAGUUAUGUGUGAAGGUUUUGAACUACCCAGAAUUAAUUAUGACGUCAACGGCAAGAAAAACCGCUUUGUCUAUGGGAACUGCGUGGCACAAUCUGCACUGGCAAACAAGAUUGGCAAGUUUGACACCGAAACCAAGAAAACUGUUUACUGGAAUGAAGACAACUGCUGGCCGUCAGAGCCGGUGUUCGUCCCCAGACCAAACGGAGAGUCAGAGGAUGAUGGUGUGGUUUUAGUAUCAGUCAUCAACUCCAACCCAGGCCAGUCGGAUUUCAUUCUGAUCCUCGACGGCCGAACAUUCAAGGAAGUAGCAAGAGCAAACGUCAACACCGAGCUCCACAAGGACGUGCACGGAUUCUUCAUUCCACAAGUAUAUUAAGUCACUUGUAUAUACAGUAUAUGAUGAUGCCUGCGGAAAAGUGAUCCACUACAGUAUGACACACACACACACACACACAUCUCUUUGAGUAAUGAAGAACACUUGUGUUGUUUCGUGUAACGAGGAUCCACAUACUGAAGUUUAUCUCUCUAAAAUCACUUGGAUUGUAACUAAACAUUAUUUUUUAUAGCUGAUUUGUUGAAGCGUGUACAUAUAUGUGUUUUUAUGUAGUCAUGCCAUGACUGUUUGUGAGUUUGAAGUAAAUACAUGUAACCAACCCCCCCAAGAUUUUACACAUUCUCUUUGGGUGCAAUUUGUCCUUUGUCACUUUGCCCUCAGCGAGCGUCACCUUGCAAUUUAUCUCGGAGUCUAACCUGUAACCCGAGCUUAACACUGUUGAUAGGUGGAGCUACGUGAUUUGAGAGAUUAUCAGUACAUGAGAGCUUUCUCUCUGAGAAGUGGGUUUGUUGUGUCACAGCGUCUUCAUGUACUUUGUCAUAAAAGCUUAUACUGAAAAUAAGUUAGCACACAUUGCAUAUUAAGCUUUGAAAAAGGAGGAACAUGUUAAAAUGAGCAGUAACACAGACCUGUAAGUUAUUAGUCGAUUACAAGGAAGCAAAGGGAGCACAUGACCCCUUGAUUUUAGAAGAUUUUAGAGCUUUGCAAGGCCAAGUCCUGCCUUAUAUUUUCCAAUAUCCUUGUGCCAUGCUCCCCAGCACACAACAAAAGUUCUUGAUGGCUCCUCGUACCUGUUUUAAGACUCACAGAAACUCGUUUCCAGGCAGCAGCCCUCCGGUUAUUGAACACACUUCUCUUGCCCCUGCGCUGUAUGGACUCUGUUGAUAUCACAUAUAUAUAGAUAUCCAUAUAUAUCUUUAUAUCUCUCUAAUUUAACCCUAUUUACUUAGGAUUGAUUUUUAAUUUGUGUAUGACAACUGUGCGUAGUGUUUGUCCUUGCUGUAGUAUUUUAUUUAUGGUUGGACAGCAUUUUGUGAUUUUU
Molecule: messenger RNA, 2753 nt
Organism: Solea senegalensis (Senegalese sole)
Lineage: Eukaryota; Metazoa; Chordata; Actinopteri; Pleuronectiformes; Soleidae
Gene: bco1
Product: beta-carotene oxygenase 1
Exons: 11
Coding region: 74-1753 (559 amino acids)
Biological process (GO): carotene catabolic process; retinal metabolic process
Molecular function (GO): beta-carotene 15,15'-dioxygenase activity; carotenoid dioxygenase activity
Source: RefSeq, a predicted model, not a curated record